AUGACCACAAGCAUCAUGACAAAUGAACUAUAGCGCUAUGUUUGUUUAAACUAUCUACCUUUCACUUUCUUUUUUUUUCGUCAUUUCCCUAUGAUGUUAUUGUUUACAUUUGUAUUAAACAAACGUGUGGGACAUUGUGAAGAUUUUUAGAGUUCUCCUCGAAUGCAACAUGGUAUGGGUGGAUGUCUCACAUUAGAUCGAGAAGAGUCCAAGGCCAGGAGGAGGAGCGAGGAGAUCGACAAACAGCUCGGCGAGUUGGCCAAGCAGGAGCGCAAUGUCAUAAAGAUACUGCUACUUGGGGCGGGGGAGAGCGGCAAGAGCACGCUGGUGAAGCAGAUGAAGAUCAUCCACAGCGACGGCUUCACGCGCGACGAGCUGCGUAGCUUCCGCCCCACCGUGCUGGACAACCUGCUGUCCUCCAUGAAGUACGUGCUGACGGGCAUGGGCGUGCUGCGCAUCAACCUGCAGUCGGCCAAGCACAAGGCGCAUGCCCACACGGUGCUGAGCAGCACCAGCUGCUUCGACAAGGGCUUCGCCGUGCUGCCGUGCGUGGCACACGCCCUGCAGGCCCUGUGGUGGGACCGCGGCGUGCGGCUGGCCGUGGCGCGCGGCUACGAGUACCAGCUCAACGACUCCGCCAUCUACCUGUUCGAGAACAUGGAGAGGAUAUUCAGCGAGAAGUACGUGCCCUCACCCACGGACGUGCUCCGCGCGCGCGUGCGCACCAACGGAAUCAUCGAGACGCACUUCAAGAUCAACGACGUCAUCGUCAGCAUGUUCGACGUGGGCGGGCAGCGGUCGCAGCGCAGGAAGUGGAUCUACUGCUUCGACGACGUGCGCGCGGUCAUGUUCGUAGUGUCGCUGAGCGGCUACGACAUGACGCUGCUGGAGGACCCGGCCGUGAACCGCCUGGACGAGAGCCUCAGCCUGUUCUCGCAGAUCGUCAACAACCGGUUCUUCCGGGACGCCGCCUUCGUGCUGUUCCUCAACAAGUUCGACCUGUUCCGGGAGAAGGUGCUGUACUCGGGGCGCCACCUGCGGCUGUACCUGCCCGACUACCGCGGCGCGGACUACGACGUGGACGGCGGCGCGCUCUUCGUGCAGCGCAAGUUCCGCGAGCGCGCGCGUGGCGACAAGCCGGUGUGCACACACUUCACCACCGCCACCGACACGGCCAACGUGCAGGUGGUGUUCCAGGCGGUCAUGGACACCGUGGUGCGUGCCAACCUGCGCCGCGCCACGCUGCUGUAGGUGCCCGGGCUCCCUUCCCCCCUCUGGCCGCGCUCGGACACGCACACACUCACACACACACGCACACACGCACGUACAAGAUCAUGUACCGUGAAGUUGAAAAAUCCAUUUGUCGUCGGGAUUUGUCUGAACCGCCGACUUAUUUCACUAAAAAAAAUAAUAAUUUUUAAACAAAAAAAAAUAAUAAUUUUUAAACAAAAAAAAAUAAUUUUGUAUCGAGGAUUAGACUUCCAGUAAUAAGUACCUACAAGAUUGGGAUUUUCUACAAUUCCCAGACACACCAGUUGUGUGACUGUCAGCAAAAACUGCAGUGUGUUUUUUUUUUGACGAUGAGGACGACCACGCGGAGCUCGCGUUCACCCGCCCGCCAACUUGCAAACUGAUUAACAAUAAAAUUUUCUAUGUACGUAGUUUCAAAUAAAAUAGUAUUAAAUUAAAAUACUAGCCCAAUAAAUUACAGGUGUUAAAAUGUCAUGGAUAUUUCAUUAGAUAUUUGUGAACAUUCUGAUUAUGAUAAUAUAAUCGUGAUACAACUAUAUUGUGCUAACGGGGUUGAAAGCCAAGGACGAGCGAAGCCCCGGUGACUGGACGUGUGUCCUCCGAGCGUGACCACGAGGCGCGGACGUGACGAGGCAGGGUGCGUGUGUCUCCGAUGAGAAGUUGGGGGUUUAGUUGUCAAAGAUCUCAAAAUUUAUUUAAUCGAAAAUCUGAAAUGAGUUGUUUUUGUGUUUGUCUUUAUUUUUUAUAUAGGUGUUUUUGUUGAUUGUGAAGAGCGCCUGUGAUAUUUCGAAAUUUAAUUGGAAUUGAGAGUACGAACCACAGUGUGUUUGUAGAAACAGUGUUUGUGUGAGUGUUACUGUUUGUAAAGUGUACUUCAUUACUAAUUGCUAGCCACUUUUUUUUUAGAUUAUAAAUUUUAGAUUUACAGGAACUUUUAACUCUUUAAAAUUUUUAGUUUUCAUCACAUUAAAUUCAUCUUGAUCAUUAAGUAUGCUUCUCCCAGUUUAAAAAGAAAAUUAUAUUUAGAUUAUGAAAGUUAAUAUUUUAUAAAAGUAGACAAAUAGUAUGCAUAGCACUGCUUUUAAGAUUAUUUCCUAUUCAAUAUACAUGUCAAAGAACAUGCAGUAACUAUUAUUAUUUUUAGAUCUCAUAUUUUUGCAAAAUUAUUUAUUUUAGUUUUAAGUUGUUUUUAAUUUAUUUUUGUUCUGAACAUUCAUCACUUUGCGCACUCUCUCCAGACUGGUCCAAGCAAGAUCAUUUCAUGUUGUCUUUAAUAAGAUGUGCCUGUUUGCAUUUGUGAUAGAAGUGAAAAUUUGUAUCUUUGCCAAAUUAUUGCAAUAAAGUAAAUUCUAUUUUUAUGCCAGAUA
This is a messenger RNA of Bacillus rossius redtenbacheri, 2618 nucleotides long. RefSeq names its product guanine nucleotide-binding protein G(o) subunit alpha-like. Lineage: Eukaryota; Metazoa; Arthropoda; Insecta; Phasmatodea; Bacillidae. The transcript is spliced from 8 exons. The record is from RefSeq and is a predicted model, not a curated record. Gene Ontology annotation, biological process: adenylate cyclase-modulating G protein-coupled receptor signaling pathway. Gene Ontology annotation, cellular component: heterotrimeric G-protein complex. Bases 163 to 1251 code for a protein of 362 amino acids. Gene Ontology annotation, molecular function: G protein-coupled receptor binding; guanyl nucleotide binding; GTPase activity.